Messenger RNA from Drosophila nasuta, 3508 nucleotides. RefSeq names its product sodium/potassium/calcium exchanger zydeco (gene zyd). The record is from RefSeq and is a predicted model, not a curated record. Bases 1355 to 3013 code for a protein of 552 amino acids. Gene Ontology annotation, cellular component: plasma membrane. Gene Ontology annotation, molecular function: calcium, potassium:sodium antiporter activity; calcium channel activity. Lineage: Eukaryota; Metazoa; Arthropoda; Insecta; Diptera; Drosophilidae. Gene Ontology annotation, biological process: calcium ion transmembrane transport; intracellular calcium ion homeostasis. The transcript is spliced from 8 exons.
UCGGCGGCAUCAAGACAAUAUAUAGAAAAAAACUAAGCCAAAGCCAAAAGUUAAAUCCAACAAAAAGAGAAAAAAAACCUAAACGAAAACGAAUACGAAAACAAAAACACAUCAUACGCUAAACUAAAUCAAAGUCAAAAGCAAAAACAAAUACAAAAUCAAAGGCACGCAAACUCGAGCCGAGCCGAAGUCGAAGCCGAAGCCGAAGCCGAGAUCGCAGUCACAGUCACAGUCUCGAUGCUCUGCAGUCGCAGCCGAAGCGAAAUCCCAAGCAAAGCGAAGGCAAAGUCGAAACGAGCCUAGAAGACUGACACUAUAAAUGCACACACACAAACAAAUAAAUUGAGAUGCGAGCAUAAAGAAAAAGAUGUGAAAGAUGCGCGACGUCAACUAAGCGACCGGAUUCGGGAUUGACUUUUGCCUAUUGUCAUUGUUAUUUUUGUUGUUGUUGUUGUUUUUUUUUUUUCGUUCUUGUUGUUGUUGUGCAAGUGUGUUUCAUUUGAUUUUGUUGUUGUUGUUGUGUGCAAAAGAGAAUCAAGCAGACGGCAGACAGGCAGGCUUUAAGUGUGACUGUGUGACUGGCACGAGACGAGCGCGAGAGCGAGACAACUGUAUAGUGCUGCCGAGACGAGGAAUAUAGAAAGCAUAAGAAAACGAAACCGAAACGAAACCGAAAUCAAAACCGAAGCCGAAGCCGAAGCCCAAAGCUUAACUUCGGGGCGAGUGCGAGACAGAGACAGAGACAGCGAGAGAAGGCGGCUAGUUUUUAUGAUUGCCCCUUGAUUUAUGCCUUUUUGCCGUUUUGGCAUCUCUGUCUUUAAAACGCGCCGCGACAACGCGAAAUGCAUUAAGUGAGACACACACACACACGCACGCACACACACACACAUAUGCACAUAUGCCGAUGCCGAUGCUGUGUGUGGGUGUGUAUGAGUGUCGCGCCACGUCGCGCCUUGUGCUUUAAAUUGCCAGCCAACGCGCGUCGCAAACGCCUCGUUGCCGCUCCCCUCCGCCCCUCGCAACGAUCAUCGCCAUCCUGAGCGCUGCAAGAGAUCUUCACGACAAUUGAAAAUAACGCGCGGUUUAUAUAGAAAGAGACUAAAAACUUACUACUACAUGCGUGCACGUGUGUGUAGGUGUAGUAGUAGUUGUUGUUGUUGUUGUUGUUGUGGGUGUUAGUGUGUGUGUGUGUGUGCUGCUGCUGCUGCCGAGGCCGAGGCUAAAGCUAAAGCUAAAGCGGGCGAAUCAACACCAUUGAAGUGGAAGCGACAGAGAUUGAGAUUGAGAUUGCGUUUCAUAGAGCGGCCGCAGCGCAGUUUACGAGUGUCCAUCACCACUACAACACCGUGCAGCAAUGGAAGACUAUUGGGGUCUUAGCAGCACUACGGAUAUAAAUUGCACUCUGCCCGCCAUUGAUGAUUUCCCCAGAGAUCUAUUCACGGAGGCGCAAAGACAGUCCGGUGCUGUUGUACUUCAUGUUAUAGCCAGUUUAUAUUUAUUUGUAGCAUUAGCAGUAGUAUGUGAUGAGUACUUUGUGCCAGCUGUCGAGAAAAUCUGUGCAGCACUCAACAUGUCCAACGAUGUGGCGGGCGCCACGUUUAUGGCAGCGGCCACAUCGGCGCCGGAGCUGUUCGUCAAUGUGAUAGGCACAUUUAUCACAGAGGGCGACAUUGGUGUUGGCACCAUUGUUGGCUCUGCGGUGUUCAACAUACUCGCUGUUGCCGCCUGUUGUGGCAUCGGUGCCGGCAUGACUAUACCGCUGGACUGGUGGCCUCUGACGCGAGACAGCAUCGCCUAUGGCGUUACAGUCGCCAUCCUAAUCUGUGUGAUGCACGAUGAGCGCGUCGAGUGGUACGAGGCUCUCAUUCUGGUAUCGCUCUAUGCCGUCUAUUUGGCAGUCAUGUAUUUCGACAAAUCUUUCCAAAAGUGCGCCAAAGGUGGCGUUAAGCAGGCGCGUUCGCGCAGCCGCUCCUCCAACUGCAGCAUACACACAAAGAACAGCAAUGAGAAGGAACCAGAACUUGUAGAGAAUCGCAUCUGCCAGAACAUGGCAAGCAUUCAGCUGAAUGGCGGCCUCAACAACGAUCAGUCCAAGGCGGGCAGCAAUACCACAACCACAACCACAGCUGGCUUAGGCGGUGGUGGAGGCGUCGUUGCAGCUGUUAGCAGCGGUCCAGCUGCAGGAGGAGUAGGAGGUGGAGGAACUGCAGCUGGAACUGGCGUUGGCGUUGGUGUGGCAGCAAUCGGACCCAUUGUCUCGGUGUCGGCUGUUGUGGACAAUGCGGAUCCUGAGUCGCAGCUCGCUGCGGUAGCUGCGGUGGCUGCGGCGGCAGCUGCUGCGGGUGAGGAGCAGGAACAGGAGGGUUAUUCGCUAUUCACAUAUCCAAAGGGUACGAGUUGCUUUGCCCAGUUCACGUGGCUGAUCAUUUGGCCCAUCCAUCUGCUCUUCCGCAUCGCGAUACCCGAUUGCAAAAAGGACAAGAGCAACAGGAUCUUCCCAUUGACUUUCUUCAUGUGCAUUGUGUGGAUCGGAUCGCUCUCCUAUGUGGUCGCGUGGAUGAUAACCAUUAUUGGCGACACACUUAAGAUACCCGAUUCGGUGAUGGGAAUUACAUUUUUGGCCGCCGGCACCAGUGUUCCCGAGGCAGUGUCCAGUGUGAUUGUGGCCAAACGCGGUCACGGAUCGAUGGGAAUAUGCAAUUCAAUUGGAUCGAAUACGUUCGAUAUAUUAUUGUGCCUGGGCGUGCCGUGGCUGAUAAAGGCGGUGUUUUUCCCCAUACUGCCGGGACAGAAUUAUGUGGCGAUCAAUUCGGCGGGCUUGGAAUAUUCGGCGAUCACAUUGCUGUCGACGCUGUUUCUGCUCUAUUUGACAUUCUCGAUGAACAAGUUCAAGCUGGACAAGAAAGUGGGCAUCGCCUGUUUGGUGAUCUAUUUGGUAUUUAUGGUAUUUGCCUCGCUCAUUGAGCUCAAUGUGUUCUUUCGCGUCAAUCUGCCAACCUGCGGACGAUCAUGAGCCAUUGUGGGAGCCUAAGGAGCUGCGAGAUAGGAAGUUAGGGAGCUGGAAGCUCGCGGCUGGAGCUGAAGCUGGAGCUGGAGCUGGGACUGGUACUGCAAUUGAAACUAGAGCUAGAACUGGAACUGCAACUGGAAUCUGGAAUCUAGAGCUGAAGCUAAUUAUAACAAAAGAGAGAGAGAGAGAGCGGGAGAGUGGAAGAGGCAAGAGAGCGAGAGCGAGAGGGAGAGGGAGAGAAAGUGGGCCGAGGCAACUCUGCAGUGCAGUCGUUUUAAUUAAUUAAUAUGUAUUUCCUGUUCUAUUCUAUCUACCUUGAUAGUUGAGUUACCUUAUGCUACUACGUUAUGCUGUUAUUGUAAUACUUUUUUUUUAUUAUUAUUAUUAAAGUAGAAUGGAAAACUCAUCAGUGAUCACAUCGCAGUGACAUGAGAGAAUCAACCAAAAAUCAAAAACCAAAACAAACAAACCAAAAAAAAAACAAAAACAAAAAAAAAC